UUAACAAAAUCCCAACCCCUCCACACACUCCAAGUGCAAACGAAAGUACUAGUACAAAACCCAUAACCAAGGAACCAAGAAACUCUCUCAUUCUUUGUUCCAUAAAAAAAUAGUAUUAAAAAAAAAAAAAAAAUCCAAAUCGAACUCCGAUUUUGUGUUUUCGUGAUGGUGAGGAAAUCGAAAGAGAAUGGGUCGGACUCGGUGGCACCGUUUCUGACCAAAUGCUACGAGAUGGUGGACGAUGAGGCCACUGACUCGAUCAUAUCGUGGACUCAGCCUGAGUCAUGCAACAGCUUUAUCAUCUGGGACAUGACCGAGUUCUCUGUCAGAUUGCUUCCUUUGUACUUUAAGCACAACAAUUUCUCUAGCUUCAUGAGGCAACUCAACAUCUAUGGUUUUAGAAAAAUUGAUACAGAUCGCUGGGAAUUUGCAAGUGAUGGAUUUGUCCGAGGUCAAAAGCAUCUGUUGAAGAAUAUCUGUCGAAGGAAAAAGUUACAGCAGCAAGACAACUCAGAUGGACCAGCUGAAAACAUUGAAAACAUGGGGCUGUGGAAGGAAGUUGAGAGUCUAAAGACUGAUAAAAAUUUGGUUAUGCAGGAGUUGAUCAAACUUAGGCAGCACCAGGAAACUUCAGAUAAUAAACUGCUCCUCUUAAGAGACCGCCUUCAAGGAAUGGAAACGAAUCAGCAGCAGAUGCUAUCAUUCUUAGUGAUGGCCAUGCAGAGCCCUGGGAUUUUAGUUCAGCUGCUUCAGCCAAAAGAAAAAAAUUGGCGUAUGCUAGAGGAAAGUAAAGAGGAUGAUAGACCAGUAGCUUCUGAUGGGACACUUGUAAGGUACCAGCCACCAGUCAGUGAAACACCAAAGCCUUUACAUACAGUAACCCCAAGUUCAGAAAAACAACAGGAAUCUGAUCCUUCUCCUGAUGGGAAGAAAGAUUUUUUCUUAAGUCCUGAUUUUUUGAAAAUGCUUACAGAUGAGAAGUUGUGUUCUUUAGAUACCCAUGCCCCAUUUAUGCUACCUGAUUCACCCGAUGAUGGUGCAUGGGAACAGCUUCUUUUAGAUAGUCCUUUCUUAGAAAAUGAUGAGGAUAGAAAGAUGGAUGAUGAGGAGCUUAUCGAUUCUGAAAUGGAGAUGGAAUCAACAGAGUCCAAAAGCCAAUUGGAAAUGUCUCAAAAUUUUGAACGUUUGAUGGAACAAAUGGAGAAAUGUCAGUACUUGGGAAUGGAAUCAUCAAUUGAUAAAGCUCAUUUGGGUAAAUCGCAGAACUUGGAAUUUCUAACCGAGCAAAUGGGGCUUUUGUCUUCUGAAACUAACAACAAACAUGCAUCACAAUAGAAACAUAUGAGGAAUAUGCAGCUUUGUUGUCUUUGUUGACUUUUUUGGUACCCUUCUAUAGCAUAAGUGUAACACAUUCCCCCACUCCAUCAUUCUCUAAUCAAAUAUAUCAUUGUGUCAGCAUGUCUUCUCUAUACAGAUAUUUGGAGGAAUGGCAUUGUGGUGUUUUGUUUCUUGAAUGAUGCCUUCAAAGUGCUUAUAGCUUACUGAAGAAGCUGUUUCUAAAUAGAUGGGUUAAUAGUGUCACUUAUAACUCUUUCUGUUUGGAUUAGUACACUUAUAAGUAAUUCAUGGCUUUACCUUUCAUAACUUUUGCAACUCAAUAUAGUUCUUCCAUACUGUCGUAAGUUUGUAUAUUAUGGGGUACUGAUGCUGAUUCUGUAUAUUCUCACUUGAUAUAUAAAUGCGCGUAUAUAUAUGUAGUAAA
Quercus robur (English oak) is the source of this 1762-nucleotide messenger RNA. RefSeq names its product heat stress transcription factor A-8. Gene Ontology annotation, molecular function: RNA polymerase II cis-regulatory region sequence-specific DNA binding; DNA-binding transcription factor activity. Lineage: Eukaryota; Viridiplantae; Streptophyta; Magnoliopsida; Fagales; Fagaceae. The transcript is spliced from 3 exons. The coding region runs from base 166 to 1335 and encodes 389 amino acids. Gene Ontology annotation, cellular component: nucleus. The record is from RefSeq and is a predicted model, not a curated record. Gene Ontology annotation, biological process: regulation of transcription by RNA polymerase II.